This is a messenger RNA of Colossoma macropomum (tambaqui), 2230 nucleotides long. RefSeq names its product prostaglandin E receptor 2b (subtype EP2) (gene ptger2b). Lineage: Eukaryota; Metazoa; Chordata; Actinopteri; Characiformes; Serrasalmidae. Gene Ontology annotation, cellular component: plasma membrane. Bases 51 to 1142 code for a protein of 363 amino acids. Gene Ontology annotation, biological process: adenylate cyclase-activating G protein-coupled receptor signaling pathway; positive regulation of cytosolic calcium ion concentration; inflammatory response. The record is from RefSeq and is a predicted model, not a curated record. Gene Ontology annotation, molecular function: prostaglandin E receptor activity. The transcript is spliced from 2 exons.
AGCGCGCGCUGGGCUGAGCACUGUAGUAUGGAGAGUCGCGCGCGGAGGUGAUGAUGCUUCGUUUAAUGUCCGUGGGGGAGCAGAGCGCGAGCACAGAAGUGUGGAAAGAAGAGUCCAGCCCGAACUGCACCAAACUCCAGGUGGUUCUCUCGGGUUCCCCCAAGACCUCCGCGGUGAUGUUCUCGGCCGGGGUGCUGGGGAACGUGGCGGCGCUGGUCCUGCUGGAGUUCCGGCGAAGGAAGCAGAAGCACAGCGCCUCGCUCUUCCAGGUCCUGGUGACCGCUCUGGUCAUCACGGACCUUCUCGGCACCUUCUCGGCCAGCCCCCUGGUGAUCAGCGCGUACGCGCAGAACCGCUCGAUGCUGGGUUUGAGCCGCAGCCGCGCGGCGUGCAACCACUUCGGCUUCUCCAUGACUUUCUUCAGCCUGGUGACGCUGGCCGUGCUGCUCUGCAUGGCCGUGGAGCGCUGGCUGGCCAUCGGGCACCCUUACCUGUACGAGAGGCGUGUGAGCGUGCGCUGCGGCUACGUGGUUCUGCCCGUGGUGUACCUGGUGUGCGCGCUCUUUUGCCUCGCGCCCUUCCUUGGCGUGGGCUUCGGCAGGUACGUGCAGUACUGCCCGGGAACCUGGUGCUUCUUGGACCUCAACUCGAACUCGGACGAACUCGGACACAAGGUGUACAAGAACGUGUACGCCUCGUGCCUGCUGCUCAUGAUCGCGUGCACCGUGCUGUGCAACGCUUCGGUCAUCUACCACCUGCUGCUCAUGCACCGCAGGAGUAAGGCCAUCAGGAGCUCCUUCAGGAGGACCAGGGGUCAGAGGUCACUGUCCAUCACCGAGGAGGUGGAACAUCUCGUGCUGCUCGGUUUCAUGACCAUCGCCUUCGUCAUCUGCUCUCUUCCUCUGGUGAUCCGGGUGUAUAUGAGCUCAUCAGAUCACGCAAUGGACCUCACGGCUCUGCUGUUACUGUCCAUGAACCCCAUCAUUGACCCCUGGUUGUUCAUCAUCCUCAGUCCACCGGUUCCUCGCCUACUCUGGGAAAAACUGUGUAAGGCCUCCAGGUCCAGAGCCAACCACAAGAAGAUUCUCCACAAACCGUCAGAAACCUGCCCAUCCAACACGCCCAUGGAGCUGCAGAAAUGAAACCUGACCCACUGUGGAGUAGGACCUGCUGAGACUAGACCUUCAUGAGAGAUCUACAGGAUCUUCUACAGGACCUUUUUCAGGGCCAUCUACAGGACCGCCUUUGAGAUCGUCUACAAGAUCAUCAACAGGAUCUACUGUAGAACCAUUUACUGGACAUCCUACAGGACUGUCUAUGGAACCACUUACAAGACUUUCUCCAGGACUGUCUGUGGAACCAUCUACAGGACUUCCUUCAGGACAGUCUGUGGAACCAUCUACAGGACUGUUUAUGGAACCAUCCGCAGGACUGUCCGUGUGAAGCAUCUACAGGUCUGUUUAUGGAACCAUCUGCAGGACUGUUUAUGGAACCAUCUACAGGACAUCCUACAGGACUGUUUGAGGAACCAUUUACAGGACUCUCUUUGGAAUCAUCUAUAGGACUUCCUACAGGACUGUUUAUGGAACCAUCUACAGGACAUCCUACAGGACUGUUUAUGGAACCAUCUACAGGACAUCCUACAGGACUGUUUAUGGAACCUUCUACAGGACAGUCUACAGGACAGUCUACAGGAAUGGACCCUCUACAGUCCCAUCUGCAGGACCACCUAAAGGAACGCCUACAGGACCAUCAGUCCCUCAGACUUUUUGUUUCUGAUACCUACAGUCUCGGACACUGAGAAUAUUUCAGUGUUAGUGUCAGCACUGUUGUAACUGGAUUAGUUGUCCCGAACAAUAACGAUAAAAGGAGCAAUUUAGUAAUUAUCUUUCUGAAAUACAGCCAAUAAUUACAACUUCGUCUUUGCUUGUGUAGUGGCACAUAAAGUCAAGAAUGAGAAAGCAUUUCAUUUAUUUUCAAAAAUUUCCUUUAGAAAUGCAUCACUCGUUAAAGUCGGCAGCAUAGUGGAUAACCACAGAGCCCCACACAGGAAACUAAUGAUUAGUUCCCUGAUAAGUGUGUUUAUAGUUAAUUAUCAACAAUUAUUACCAUCAAACUGUAACAACUACAUAUGCUGCAGAUUCAUAUGGGAUUAAAAUCACACUAUUCACAGAAUGUUUCCAGCUAAAGCUAAUCUAACUCUAAUAGGGCAGUAGAGACUGAUGGCUGA